Molecule: messenger RNA, 3879 nt
Organism: Morone saxatilis (striped sea-bass)
Lineage: Eukaryota; Metazoa; Chordata; Actinopteri; Moronidae
Product: sodium-dependent neutral amino acid transporter SLC6A17-like
Exons: 12
Coding region: 154-2376 (740 amino acids)
Biological process (GO): proline transport; glycine transport; L-leucine transport
Cellular component (GO): synaptic vesicle; plasma membrane
Source: RefSeq, a predicted model, not a curated record
CCUGAAAUCACUCCUCAGCAUCUCCCUUAUAGCUCCCUAUAGCAUCCAUCUAUCUCUUCUCCACUCUCUGCCUGCACCACUUCUUCCUGUUCCUACCAGUCUCUGUCUCGCUCUCUCUUUCUGUCUCCACCCCCACCCCCCUUCCCGACCCCGAUGCCUAAGAACAGCAAGGUGACGCAGCGCGAGCAGAGCCAUGAGCAUGUCACAGAGUCGGUGGCUGACCUGCUCGCACAUGAGGAGCCAAUCGACUACAAGAGCAGCGCCCUGAACGUUGGAGGGGCCACCGGGAAGAAAGUCCCGCAGAUAGAGGUGCCCGAAAACGAUGGACGACCUGCCUGGAACAGCAAACUGCAGUACAUCCUGGCCCAGGUGGGCUUCUCUGUAGGUCUGGGGAACGUGUGGCGCUUCCCUUACCUGUGCCAGAAGAAUGGAGGAGGUGCCUAUCUGGUUCCCUACUUCAUCCUCCUCCUCAUCAUUGGCAUCCCACUCUUCUUCUUGGAGCUGGCUGUGGGUCAGAAGAUCCGACGUGGGAGCAUCGGGGUCUGGAACUACGUCUGUCCCAGUCUGGGCGGGAUAGGAAUGUCCACAUGCUGCCUCAUUUGCAUACUUCUCUCACUCUGUGCAGACCUUAUUAUCGGCUGGAGCAUCUUCUAUUUCUUCCAAUCCUUCCAGUAUCCUCUUCCAUGGAGUGACUGUCCAAUCAGAAAGAAUGGGACUCUUGCCAUUGUGGAGCCGGAGUGCGAGAAAAGCUCGGCUACGACCUAUUUCUGGUACCGUCAGACUCUGAACACCACCAGUACCAUCGCAGAGAGUGGCGGACUCAACAUCAAAAUGACCCUGUCCCUGCUGGUGGCUUGGAUCAUCGUCUGCCUCGCCGUCAUCAGAGGAAUUGCCUCCUCUGGGAAGGUGAUGUAUUUCAGCUCUCUCUUCCCAUAUGUGGUGCUGUUCUGUUUCCUGGUCAGGGGUUUAAUGCUGAAGGGAUCAGUGGACGGUAUCGCUCACAUGUUCACUCCGAAGUUGGAGAAGAUGCUGGAGCCCCAGGUGUGGAGGGAGGCAGCCACCCAGGUCUUCUUCGCCCUGGGUCUGGGGUUUGGAGGAGUCAUAGCCUUCUCCAGUUACAAUAAGAUUGAUAACAACUGUCAUUUUGAUGCCGUGCUCGUCUCUGUCAUCAACUUUCUGACAUCCAUUCUGGCCACACUGGUGGUGUUCGCUGUGCUGGGCUUCAAGGCCAACAUCAUGAAUGAAAAGUGUGUCGUAGAUAAUGCAGAGAAGAUUCUGGGAUACCUCAACUCUAACGUCCUGAGUCACGAUCUGAUCCCUCCACAUGUAAACUUCUCCCAUCUCAGCACAUCAGACUACGCUGAGAUGUACGGGGUCAUCAAGACCAUUAAAGAGGGCAGCUUCACCCAACUGGGACUGGAGCCUUGUCUCCUGGAGGACGAGCUUAACAAGGCUGUCCAGGGAACCGGCCUGGCCUUCAUCGCCUUCACAGAAGCCAUGACCCACUUCCCGGCAUCUCCAUUCUGGUCGGUCAUGUUCUUCUUCAUGCUCAUCAACCUCGGUCUGGGCAGCAUGAUCGGCACCAUGACUGGCAUCACCACACCUGUCCUCGAUACCUACAAGGUCCAGAAGGAGCUUUUCACAGUGUGUUGCUGCGUUGUGGCCUUCUUCUGUGGUCUGUUGUUCGUUCAACGUUCAGGGAAUUACUAUGUCACCAUGUUUGAUGAUUACUCUGCCGGACUGCCUCUCACUGUAGUCGUCAUCCUGGAAAACGUGUCUGUCGCUUGGAUUUACGGUACAAAAAGGUUCAUGCAGGAUCUGGAGGACAUGUUGGGUUUCCGACCAUAUAGGAUUUAUUUCUACCUGUGGAAGUAUGUCUCCCCUCUGUGUCUCAUCGUGCUCAUCACAGCCACCGUCAUAGAGAUGGCCAUCAGCCCCCCGGGAUACAACGCCUGGGUCCAAGAGCUGGCUCAGGAACGUUUCCAGAGCUACCCUCCCUGGGCACUGGCCAUGUGCUUCUCUCUCAUCGUGGUGGCCAUGCUUCCCCUCCCCAUUGUCUUCAUCGCUCGUCGCUUCAACCUGAUGUCAGAUGGCUCCAACAAGCUGUCCGUCUCCUACCGUAAAACCAUGAUGAAGGACAUGUCCAACCUGGAGGAGCAGGACGAGGCCAGAUUCAUCCUAGGCGCAAAGCCUGGCGAGGUGCCGUCAGCAGUGCCGGCUCGCAAAGCCUUCCUGACUCCAGGAGGGACCAAAGCUCUGGACCCCAACUCCCUGUCUCCAAACAGCUGCUACGGUACGAGCUACCAGAACACUGCCAUCAGCCCCACCACACCAACUACACCGACCACGCCUGCCACACCGGAGUCUGACUCUUGACUGCUAUCCAAACGCCCCUCUGACACCCAGUCCUGUAGCACAGUUUACCUUUCAGCCAUAAAGUCUCCACCGGGGGUCACUGCAGCGCAGAGAACACCCACCACUGCCCUGCUAACGCCACAAAACUGUAUGUAGCCACCCAACACGCAUCAAUAAAUAACACCUGCAGCAGGAGAAAAAAAGUUCACUCUUAUAACAGUAGAUCAAACACUGAAAUCAGGGUUAGAUUAACAGUGACGCACUGUUAAUCUCUAUUUAUUCUGUAUUUAACGUCACAGGGUUUAAGAUGAAGUUAUGUGAUCUGCUUUUCUUUGCCUUAGUAAAAGGAUCCUCAGCAGACACAACCUCCCCCCCUCACCCGACACACACACACAGUUGAAUGCACAGUCCUGUCUGCACAAUGCAGGGAACCUGAAAGGAUGAAUGUAGAGGAGCCAGUGUGGUCCUGCUGAUUGAACAGGUUUUCACUCAGUAGACUGGCACAGAGAGCCGAGAUGAAUGUGAGUUCACUUAUUUUAAGGUUUAAAGUCUGUCAGUGUUUCUGUUGCUGCCCUCUAUAAUGCUACUGUGUGUUAAAACCAUACAGUCUAACACUGAAAAAGUUAUUUUCUAUUAGAUCUUAUGCAGUGAUUCAGUGUGUCUGUCAUACACUUCUGUUCCGAUGCCCUGAACUAGAAAACACUUCUCAUCGUGUCGAUUGUUUUCACAGGGCUCUGUGUAUUGUAAACUAUGCUUAAUGCUGCUCUAAAGGUCAUCCAUUUAUGUUUCAUUCUCUUCCAUUUCCCGUUCUCUGCUGUGUUUUGUGUGUAGCCAUUAUUGUUCAUUAUGUAAACAGUGUUGUACAGUAUAGUAAUAUGAUGUAGGAUAAGAUUUAUGUUCUAAAGGCACAGUGUCAUCCUCCGUUACACGCACAUUAUAACUCAUUUAAGUUUCUCCACCAAAGAGUAAAAACAAGACCAUAAAACACUUGAAAUCUACAUAUUUACAUACAGAAUAACAGAAAGGAGAUAUAGAAAUAUAUCGAAUUGUGUUGAAGGUGAACUAGAAAGAGCUUCUUCAGUGACAGAAAGCACAGCUUUUUCAUGUGACAUUGAAACAAAUGUCCAUCGCUUGCUUGAUGCAGUUUUGACUUUCUUUCUACAAAAGCACAAAAGAGAUUUUACACAAUUAUUGUGCACAAGAAACAAACACUAACCCUACUAACUGCUGACCUGUUGUUUUAAAUUAUGCACAUGUGGAAUUGAAAUAACUGCUGUCCCACACAAUGAGUAAGCAAUAUAUAUUUACAUUGGAGCACAAACAAGAAUGCACAAACUAUGUUCACUAAUGGACAAUAAACAUAAUGAACAUGAAAUAGGACCAAAAGAUUUAGGAAGUUGAGAAGCAAAAAUCCAAAUAAUGGAAGAUUCAACUCAUCAGUAAUAAAAAAACUAAAACAUGCACAUACAAAUGCACACUGUUUCUGUAUAUCUGUGGAAUAAUAAACCUCCUGAAGUGUUACUG